AUGCACCGAUCUCCUUACUUCGGCGUCGCGAAGGCGGCGCCGCGCGUGACGGUUGUGGCUAGCUGGCGCCGCUUGUGUCUGGUGGCGGGCGUGGGUGCAGCCAGUGCGCAGCGAAGCCCGCUCGGCUGGGCAAUGGGCAGCUCGCAGCGUUUGGCCGCUGUGGCGGCCGUGUCCCACGCGAAACACUACUACAACCACACCCAACCGGUCGUCACGCACACAGAGGCGGCACAUUAUAAUGUUAACGUCUUCUUCGUCAGUGCAACACUUUGCGGGGUGCUGGUGGCGGUAUGCGCCGCUUGCUGGCGACGCUCCCCCGCCGCGGACAAACCGGACGACGUAAUCGAGUGCCGCGGAGUCUACACGGUCAGCAACGACGCACGCUUACAGGUACUGGAAGAACUGCCAGGCCCACCGCCUGCUUAUGAGUCCGUUGUCGAAGGCGCUUCGGAACCAAAGCCCUGUCACACACUGCAGGAGAUGAUUACGGAGCCCUGCGUUCGUUGUCAAGGGGGUCCUAACGACGGCGGGCUGCCGUCAUACGAGGCUGCUGUAUUACUGCGCGACACCAAACUA
Molecule: messenger RNA, 576 nt
Organism: Iphiclides podalirius (scarce swallowtail)
Lineage: Eukaryota; Metazoa; Arthropoda; Insecta; Lepidoptera; Papilionidae
Source: the annotation of a GenBank genome assembly